AUGGCUGAAUUCAGCGCUGCGCUGCAGCAAAGAGCAGUAGCAGCAGCAACAGCAGCAGCUGCAGCAGCAGAAACAACAGCAGCAGCACCAGCUGCUUCCCCUGUCGGUCGCCUAGAGCAACAGCUGAGCGAGCCACAGCCCCAGUCGCAGCAGCAGCAGCUGCUGCAGCAGCAGCAGCUGCAGCAGCAGGAGCAGCAGCAGCAAGAAAAGCAACAGCAGCUGCAGGAGGAAGCUUCCAAGGACGCAGCAAGAGUUCUCCCUUCCUCCCCACUCCCAGAAGCCGUAGCAGCAGCAGCAGCGGCAGCAGCAUCCCCAGCAGCACCAGAACCCUCUGCAGCAGCAGCACCCGCAGCAGCAGCAGCACCCGCUGCAGCAGCACCCGCAGCAGCAGCAGCACCCACAGCUGCAGCUGCACCAGCGCCCGCAGCAGCAGCAGCGCCCGCAGCAGCAGCAGCAGCGCCCGCAGCAGCAGCAGCAGCGGGGAGCAGCGUGGGUCGUUUGGUUGUGUUUUUUGUGUUUGCGAAUUUGCUGCUGUACGGAGACAGGGGAGUUAUUGCUGGGGCCUCAGCAGAAGUGGGGGCCCUAGCAGCAAAAGCAUUAAAGACCAGCAGCCCGGCCAUUUAUGUUGGUUUGCUGCAGUCCCUUUUUGUGUUGUCUCUGUCUGUUGCUGCUCCUGCGUCUCCGUUGCUGCUGCGGCUCGCGGGGCCCUUCAAGUUGCUGCUGGGGGGCCUUGCUCUCUGGGUCGCCGCUGCUGCUGCUGCUGCUGCUGCUGCUGCAGCAGGCGCCUACCUGCCCCUGGCAGCAGCGCGAGCAGCAGCAGGAGCAGCACAGGCUGUCUUCCUGUCUUUGGGCUUUCCCCUUGUUGCUGAAGCAGCACCGGAGGAGACGCGGGGGCGGCUGCUUGCUGCUUAUCUUGCUGCUGCUCCUGUGGGGUUUGCUGCUGGUGCAGCAGCAGCAGCAGCAGCAGCAAACGCCGCAGGCUGGUACUUCGCCUACCUCAUCCUCGCCCUCGGCGGCGUCGCCCUCUUCCCCCUUUGCCUUUUGCUGCACCGCCAGCAGCAGCAGCAGCAGCAGCUGCAGCUCGCAGCAGCAGCAGCAGCAGCAGCAGCAGCAGACAGCCUCCAAGCCGCCAUCCUGGCUGCAGAGACCCAGCUGCAGCAGCAGCAGCAGCAUACAGCUGACGACCUGGGCCGCCGAACGAGCAGCAGCAGCACCACCGCCACUAGCGCGCCGCAGCACAGCAGCAGCAGCAGCAGCGGGGGGCGAGGCUGCGGCAGGCAGCUGCUGCUGCUGCUGUCGUGUCCCCCGUUUUUGCUGCUGUGCUGCUCCUGCGGAGUUUAUGCUGCAGUGCUGCAGGGGGCAGGAACUUUUCUUCCUUUUAUUUCUUUAAGUUUAUCUCUUUUUGCUUCCGAGCUGCAAGCAGCAGCAGCAAUCAGCAGCACAGUCGCUUUCGCCGGCUUCUGCGGCACAUUGCUCGGCGGAUGGUUUGCGGAGAGUUUAGACAAGCGAGCUGCUGCUGCUGCUGCUGCUACUGCUGCUGCUGGCUUGCUUGGCGAGCCAAGUAGGCUGCGGGAGCCAGCCGCAGCAGCAGCAGCAGCAGCACCUACAGCAACAGCAGCAACAGCAGCAACAGCAGCAGAAGGCUCGGUUUGCGUUUCUGAAGAGCUUCGAAGGAAUCUGCAAAGUCCUAAUGCAACUUCACCUUGUUAUCAAUCAACAGCAGACACAGACGUGGAGCAGCAGCAACAGCAGCAACAGCAGCAACAGCAGCAGCAGCAACAACAGCAGCGGGGGGCAGCAGCAGUCACCGAUGACAGAACAGCAGCAACUGCAGAAGCAGAAGCAGCGGCAGCUAAAAAUGCUGCUGCUGAAGGCGACUGCAGCGCAGUUUGCUGCAGUGCAGACGCUGCAGCAGCAGCAGCAGCAGCAGCAGAUCCAAGCUCCGAGCUGCAGCAAAGGGAGUCUGCGGAAUGUGAAGAGGAGUGCCGCAGGUUGCUUCGCCUCCGUGAGUUGUGCGGAGGCGCCGCCUAUACAACAGCAGCAGCUGUGCUGUUCCUGACUACUGCGUGUUACAUGGAGGUUUGCCUCUGGUACUUGCUGCUCCAAACUGUCGGCUUUUUGGUGCUGCAGGCCUCCCAAGUCAGCUUGUCCCUCGCCGUCAUAAACUCUGUCCCUUACGAAAACCGCUUUCUCGCUAAUGCCGUUUGCCUCUGCUACAUGCACGCCUUCGGGGAUGUGCCCUCUCCAUUCUUUUACGGAUGGCUAAAAGACUUCUUCGCGCCAGCGUGCGCCCAGCUGGGGCCCGGCGGCGAGGUGACUCCGGCCUGUAUGGAGCAAAGCGCCGGCUUGCGUUUGACGCUCCUCUGUAUGUACACCCCAGUGGCUCUCAUGUCGCUCUCGGUGUUUGCUGCCAGAGCCAAGGGGGCCAUUUUGCUGCAGCAGCAGCAGCAGCUGCUGCAGCAGCAAGAGCAGCAGCAGCAGCAGCAACUGGUGCUGCUGCAGCUGCCCGGGGGUGAAGCGGACGCAGCGCAAUCCCCGCAGCAGCGCCUCUUCGGGGCCGCGUAA
This is a messenger RNA of Eimeria tenella, 2565 nucleotides long. RefSeq lists its product as uncharacterized. The coding region runs from base 1 to 2565 and encodes 854 amino acids. Gene Ontology annotation, molecular function: structural constituent of ribosome; transmembrane transporter activity. The record is from RefSeq and is a predicted model, not a curated record. Gene Ontology annotation, cellular component: membrane; ribosome. Lineage: Eukaryota; Apicomplexa; Conoidasida; Eucoccidiorida; Eimeriidae. Gene Ontology annotation, biological process: transmembrane transport; translation. The transcript is spliced from 7 exons.